UUUACUUUAUUUGUCUCUUUUCUUAUUUAUUUACUUUUUCUUCUCUUUUUUUUUUUUUCUUCUUUUGUAGAAAGAUCAAAAUAAUCAAUAUCAACGAUGAUUACCAAGAUGGGAAAAAUAUCUGCUUUAUUACUGCUAAUGAUGAUGGCCACUCUUACUUAUGCUCAAGAUGCCGCACCUGAAGAUGCUUGUGCUUCUGAACCAUUGGAAGAAUACAAUCUUGGCAUGCGUAUUGGUGCUAUGUUUAUUAUCCUUGGAACAAGUAGUAUUGGUGUUUUCUUUCCAAUGAUCAUGGAAAAAAUCUCACCUUAUUCUGAAGGAAGUCUUCGAGAUUGGAUUCUUACUGUUGGAAAGUUUUUCGGUACUGGUGUUAUUCUUGCUACUGCUUUUGUGCAUAUGUUACCUGAUGGUUUCAAUCAAUUCGCUUCUCCAUGUUUGACGGAAGGAUGGUUGUCCUAUGGUGCUUUUGCUGGUGUAUUUUGUAUGCUUGCUUCUUUUGCUUUACAACUCUUGGAAAUCGGUACGGUGACUCAUCUUAAGAACUUGGAAAAACAAAGCAAAAAGAACAAUGAUACUGCUCCUCAAGCUGGCAAGCAUGAUGUGGAAUCAGGCUCAACUACUCAACAAUCUAUUAUCAGCAAAAAUAGUCAUGAUCAUCAACAUCUACAUGAACAUGUACACACCUCUGGUUUAUUAGAACAUGAAGAUGCACAUCGUCAUGUGGCUACCUAUAUGCUUGAAUUGGGUAUCGUGAUGCACUCUGUACUUAUUGGACUUACCUUGGCAACCACUUCUCAAGCCGAAUUCACCACCUUAUUGAUUGCUCUUGUAUUUCAUCAGUUCUUUGAAGGGAUCGCUUUGGGAACUCGAUUGGUUAAAUUGAAUAAUGUGGGUUGGAUCAAGUUGAUACUCAUGGGUCUUCUUUUCACUUUAACCACACCUAUUGGAUCAGCCAUUGGUAUUGGUAUUCGAUCAUCCUUUAAUGCCAAUUCUUAUAGUGCCGUCUUAGCAUCGGCUAUUUUGGACUCUUUAUCAGCUGGGAUCUUGUUGUAUAAUGGUUAUGUCUCUUUGAUGAGUGCAGAAAUGAACUUAUCUGAUGCCUUCCAUAACCAAUCUGCUAUCAAGAAAAUCGUUUGUUUCGCCUCUUUGUACAUUGGUGCCGGUCUCAUGUCUUUGAUUGGUGAAUGGGCUUAGGUUUUGUGUUUUCAUCAUUUAGCUGUAGUACUUUCCUAUUAUUUAUUUAUUUUGUAUCUUGUAUGAUAUAUAUUAUCCAUUCCUUUUUAUAUGAUAGAUAUCAUUUAUUAUUAUUAUUCUACUAUUAUUUAUAUGCUCUAUGCUAAUGACACAAUAAACUUCAGUGUAUUAUAAUACUCUUUUAAUUAGA
This is a messenger RNA of Halteromyces radiatus, 1384 nucleotides long. Its product is annotated as Zinc/iron permease. Gene Ontology annotation, molecular function: zinc ion transmembrane transporter activity. Gene Ontology annotation, cellular component: plasma membrane. Lineage: Eukaryota; Fungi; Mucoromycota; Mucoromycetes; Mucorales; Cunninghamellaceae. Bases 97 to 1194 code for a protein of 365 amino acids. The record is from RefSeq and is a predicted model, not a curated record. Gene Ontology annotation, biological process: zinc ion transmembrane transport. The transcript is spliced from 5 exons.